Erpetoichthys calabaricus (reedfish) is the source of this 1141-nucleotide messenger RNA. RefSeq lists its product as uncharacterized. Lineage: Eukaryota; Metazoa; Chordata; Cladistia; Polypteriformes; Polypteridae. The record is from RefSeq and is a predicted model, not a curated record. Bases 34 to 918 code for a protein of 294 amino acids. The transcript is spliced from 2 exons.
UCCUAGGGCACGAAGCGGAAGCAGAAGCAAACAAUGGCCAACAGUGAGAUGAAUCACAUCGCUGUCAUCAUAGAAGAAUUCCAGGCACUCGACAAACAGAUCCAGAAACUCCUGUCCAGACGAAGGUACCUUAGGGAUUUGAAGGCUCGGCUGCUGGAUAAACCAUCCUCGCCAUCUGAAAUUGACGUAACAUCAACCCCGCGUUGUGCCACUCACUUCCAAGGACAAGUAAGCUUCACCCCCGUGCCUCGUAGGAGCGACAACAAUACCAAUGAAGACCUCGGUGUGUUUCAGCUAUGCAGGCAGGGGUUCAAGGCUAGAACACCUCCAUCGGCACAGGCGAGCAUCUCGACCCAGAACCGGUUCGACCCUCUCCGCGUCCCCAGUUUGCCUUCAACCCCGGGUGAUGUAAUCGUGGUAGGUGAUUCGAUUGUAAGAAACUGCAAUAUCGCAUGCCCUAAUCGGAAAUCUUUUGUUUCUUGUUUUCCCGGUGCUUGUGUUCGAGAUGUGAUGAGACGUGUGGCGACUAUCUACAAGAAGCACAAGAACAGGGCAGUGGGAUCCAUUGCAUUACACGCCGGCGUAAAUGACAUAAGGCACCGACAGUCGGAGAUUCUCAAGGCUGACUUCGCAGCACUAAUUAAAGACACAAAGGAGAGGACCCUAUCAGCAAGGAUCUUCAUUUCGGGUCCACUAUCUCUCGUCAGACAAUCAAAUGAAUACUACAGUCGUCUGCUGGUAUUAAACAACUGGCUGAAAGGCUUCUGCAAGAAUCAAGACAUCGGGUUCAUCGACAACUGGGACCUCUUCUGGGAAAGACCGUGUUUCUUCAAGUGGGAUGGCCUGCAUCUGAAUAGAUUCAGCACCCGGGUCUUCUCCGAAAACAUCGCUAAGACUAUCCACAGGAAAUCUCACUAGGUGCCGGCACCAUUGAUGACAUCACUUCCAGUCCCCAAAGACGUCACUUCUGGCCCCAGCACUAUGGAUGACGUCACUUCCAGCCUCGAAGACAUCACUUCCAGUUCUGGUGCAGAUGACACCACUUCCUGUCAUGGCUUUAAAAAGCCAUGUUCUCAAACUAAAGUCAGUUCUGUUUUGGAUUUCAAACUGAACACACCUUAAAAAAUACCCAUUUGCAGCU